AUGGAGGCGUCGUGCCUGGAGCUGGCCCUGGAAGGAGAGCGCCUGUGCAAGGCUGGCGACUUCAAAGGCGGCGUGGCCUUCUUCGAAGCAGCCGUGCAGGUGGGCACCGAGGACCUGAAGACUCUCAGUGCCAUCUACAGCCAGCUGGGCAAUGCCUAUUUCUACCUAAAGGAGUAUUCCAAAGCCCUGGAGUACCAUAAACACGACCUUACCCUGGCUAGAACCAUUGGGGACCGCAUCGGAGAAGCAAAGGCGAGCGGCAACCUCGGGAACACGCUGAAAAUACUCGGGCAGUUUGAUGAAGCUGUCGUCUGUUGCCAGAGACACUUGGACAUUUCCCAGGAGCAGGGAGACAAGGUAGGUGAAGCCAGAGCACUCUAUAAUAUAGGCAAUGUUUACCAUGCAAAGGGAAAGCACUUAUCUUGGAACAUGGCCCCAGACCCAGGCUACCUGCCUCAAGAAGUCAAGGAGACGCUACAGAAAGCUUCAGAGUAUUACGAGAGGAACCUGUCCCUGGUGAAGGAGCUGGGGGACAGAGCAGCCCAGGGCCGUGCGUACGGCAACCUCGGCAAUACCCAGUACCUGCUUGGCAACUUCAGCGAGGCCAUAGCCUUCCACAAGGAGCGCCUCGCUAUUGCCAAGGAGUUUGGGGACAAGGCGGCGGAGCGGCGGGCGUACAGCAACCUGGGCAACGCGCACAUCUUCCUCGGGAGGUUCGACAUCUCCGCCGAGUACUACAAGAAAACUCUCCAGCUCUCCAGACAACUCAAGGACCAAGCGGUAGAAGCCCAGGCUUGCUACAGUCUUGGGAACACGUACACGCUGCUUCAGGACUAUGAGAGAGCAAUCGACUACCACCUAAAACACCUGGUGAUAGCACAGGAGCUGGGAGACAGGGUGGGAGAAGGAAGAGCCUGCUGGAGUCUGGGAAAUGCCUACGUCUCCCUGGGGAGCCAUGAGCAGGCCCUGCGCUUUGCAAGGAAACAUCUCGAAAUCUCCCAAGAGGUGAGAGAAACUGGUUCAGGUCAGAGGGAAUUGGUCCACCAGACACUUCUAAAUGAAAUUAGGAAAAGGCAGAGCCUUGGACCUGGUAAAACGCAGGUCGGGCUCGCCGGGCCGAGGUUGGGACACCAGGCACCUUGUCUUGCAGGGGCCAGGCCAAAGAGGAGCCAGCGCAGCAGCAUGGACAGCCUGGACCUCCUGCAGUUCCCCUCGGAAAAGGCCUUCCCGCUCGAGCAGCGUUUGCAACAACCGUUUCCUGGCGCCGAACGAAGGUGCCCAGGGUCCAGCGCGUCGCCGCUGGACGCGAGCGAGGUCCGAGUCCAGGUGUCACCAGCGAAGAUCAGCCGCAGCCCCUCGGACGAGGAAUGCUUCUUUGACCUGCUCAGCAAGUUCCAGAGCAACCGCAUGGACGACCAGCGCUGCCCGCUGGAGGAGAGCGCGGCCGAGGCCGCCGCCACCCCCGUGCCGGCCCUCGAGGAGCGGAUCACGCAGCCCUCGCUCGUGGCGUCCCCGCAGACCGAGGAGUUCUUUGAUCUCAUCGCCAGCUCGCAGAGCCGGCGGCUGGACGACCAGCGCGCCAGCGUGGGCAACCUGCCGGGCCUGCGCAUCACGCACAACAACCUGGGGCACCUGCGCGUGGAGGGGGACGCCCAGGAGCCGGGCGAUGAGUUCUUCAACAUGCUCAUGAAGUGCCAGCAUCAACUACUGGAGAUGCUGGACUGA
Messenger RNA from Tinamus guttatus (white-throated tinamou), 1725 nucleotides. Lineage: Eukaryota; Metazoa; Chordata; Aves; Tinamiformes; Tinamidae. The record is from RefSeq and is a predicted model, not a curated record.